AUGGCGUCCGGGUUAUUCAUGAUGCCGCCCGACGACGCCCUGCUGUUCUGCGCGCCCGGCACCGCCGCGUCCCUGGACGGCUCUGUGGGCAGCUGCUCCUACCUGGAUGCUGACAGCAUGAUGCCCUCCAACUUCUGCUGUCGCUCUGCGGACCAGUUCCUCCUGACCGACGACCUGCCCUCGCCGGCCGCCGCCGCUUGCUGCGGCGCCGCCGACCCCGCGCACGCGGGCGCCCCGCACGCGCCCGCGGCGCCCGCGCCCGGCCACGUGCCUGCGUCGCCCUUCGACGCGCAGCGGCUGCCCGUGGCGCCGCCCAGGCUGUCGGAGGUCGCAGCCGUGCAGCAGCACGCCUGCAUGGCAUCUCAGCAGAUUUGA
Molecule: messenger RNA, 375 nt
Organism: Monoraphidium neglectum
Lineage: Eukaryota; Viridiplantae; Chlorophyta; Chlorophyceae; Sphaeropleales; Selenastraceae
Exons: 2
Coding region: 1-375 (124 amino acids)
Source: RefSeq, a predicted model, not a curated record